AUGGCUAACAUCCUGCAAAACAUCUAUCGCCUGGCUGGCCCUGUGGCAAUCGGCGCCAUGUUCGCCCAGGCCUCCCUUUACGAUGUCAAGGGAGGUACUCGCGCCGUCAUCUUCGACCGAGUGUCCGGUGUUCAAGAGCAGGUCGUCAACGAAGGCACACACUUCCUCAUUCCCUGGCUCCAGCGGGCGAUUAUCUACGAUGUGCGAACAAAGCCUCGCAAUAUCUCGACUACAACCGGAAGUAAAGAUUUGCAGAUGGUCAGCUUGACGCUGCGUGUGUUGCACCGCCCGGAGGUGCCGAAGCUACCACAAAUUUACCAGUCAUAUGGUACCGAUUACGACGAGCGUGUUCUUCCAUCCAUCGGAAACGAAGUGCUCAAGGCUAUUGUCGCUCAAUUCGACGCUGCAGAGCUCAUCACUCAGCGUGAGGCUGUGUCGAACCGCAUCCGUACCGACCUUCUUAAGCGUGCCGCCCACUUCAACAUCGCCCUCGAGGACGUCUCCAUCACCCACAUGACCUUCGGACGGGAGUUCACCAAGGCCGUUGAACAGAAGCAGAUCGCCCAGCAGGACGCUGAGCGGGCCCGAUUUAUCGUCGAGCGCGCUGAACAGGAGCGCCAGGCUAACGUUAUCCGCUCUGAAGGUGAAGCCGAGAGUGCUGAGAUCAUCUCCAAGGCUGUCGCUAAGGCCGGUACUGGUUUGCUCGAGAUCCGUCGUAUCGAUGCCAGUCGUGAAAUUGCCCAGACUUUGGCUACCAACCCCAACGUCACAUAUCUUCCCGGUGGUGACAAGGAAGGUGGUAAGGGAACUAGCCUUUUGCUGGGACUUCGCAGUUAA
This is a messenger RNA of Penicillium taxi, 837 nucleotides long. It is a transcript of the gene phb1, whose product is annotated as prohibitin subunit PHB1. The transcript has 2 exons. The record is from RefSeq and is a predicted model, not a curated record. Gene Ontology annotation, biological process: mitochondrion organization. The coding region runs from base 1 to 837 and encodes 278 amino acids. Lineage: Eukaryota; Fungi; Ascomycota; Eurotiomycetes; Eurotiales; Aspergillaceae. Gene Ontology annotation, cellular component: mitochondrion; membrane.